AUGCUGGGCCAAGAGCUGUUGCACGAGAUACGCUCCAUGGACUCCACCAGUGCGGUGACGAGUGCGCACAGCCGUCUCCUCAAGUGCCUCAGGGAUGUGUCCGCGCACCGCAUUCCGUCAACGCAUGGGCUAUGCCAGUGCUCCAUGCUGUGUGGAGCAUUCUGCCGGCGGCUGGCCGUAUUGGAUGUCUCCGUGGUGCACGACAGCGCUGAAUACUUGGCUCCACUCCGCGCGGCACUGGAUAGCGUUGCGUCACCCACGCAAGAGGCAACGCUGUUUGCGUACGCCGUGGGAGAGAUCGAAACACUGCGUACGACGAGACGCGCCACCUUCCGCCAGCGUAUCGACGACCUCACAAAGUCCGUCCCCCCUACCCGCUGGGACGUCGAGAGAAUCGCUGCACUCGUCCGGGAGCUGUCGGCCGCCGAGCGCCGCUCCACGCAGCCGAGCGCGUCCCGUGCGUUGGGGAAGCGGCAGCGCGAUGGCAGUGACGCUGGUACAGAGAGUGGUGGACCGGUGGCGGUGCGGUGGCGCCUCCCGCUGCGCGACCCCAUCACACUUGGCGCCGUCGUCAUCCCCGUGCGUGGCGCGGCAUGUCAGCAUCAGGAGGUGUUCGACCUGGAGUCGUUCGUGCGCGCCACACAACAGGCUCUCGCCCGUCGUGAGGAGUCGGUUGAAGAGGUGGCAAGUCAUAAGUGGGGCGGCUGUGGCAGCAGCACCAGCAGCAGCAGUGAGAUUGCGCCCUGUACGGCGUGCCCAGUGUGUGGACGCGCUACCACGUUGCACAGCCUGCGUGUCGAUGAGGAUAUCAUAGAGGCCAUGCGACAGCACACUGAGAAGGGAGGCCGGCUUGGUCCAAAUGACUGCGUUGUGUGGGAUGCCACAACACGUGCGUACUGCGUCGAAGAGCAUCCCACCGCGGAUCGUGAGGUGGAGGAUGUACCGGAGGCGGAGCCGAGUCGCCCUCCGCGUGUCGUGCUCAUCGAGGGCCACGUGUUGUACGCCGAGGAUUAG
Molecule: messenger RNA, 1014 nt
Organism: Trypanosoma grayi
Lineage: Eukaryota; Euglenozoa; Kinetoplastea; Trypanosomatida; Trypanosomatidae
Exons: 1
Coding region: 1-1014 (337 amino acids)
Biological process (GO): protein sumoylation
Molecular function (GO): SUMO ligase activity
Source: RefSeq, a predicted model, not a curated record